Hyaena hyaena (striped hyena) is the source of this 2277-nucleotide messenger RNA. RefSeq names its product DnaJ heat shock protein family (Hsp40) member A1 (gene DNAJA1). Gene Ontology annotation, cellular component: cytoplasm; cytosol. Lineage: Eukaryota; Metazoa; Chordata; Mammalia; Carnivora; Hyaenidae. The record is from RefSeq and is a predicted model, not a curated record. Bases 102 to 1295 code for a protein of 397 amino acids. Gene Ontology annotation, biological process: protein refolding; response to heat. The transcript has 8 exons. Gene Ontology annotation, molecular function: Hsp70 protein binding; ATP binding.
CGGUGGAAAGCGGAGGAGCGGCGGCUGCCAGAGCUGCGCCCAGCAACGCGCUGCUUCCCGCUCCCCCACACCGGCCUCGGCCCGCUCACCGGCUGUAGAAAAUGGUGAAAGAAACUACUUACUACGAUGUUUUGGGGGUCAAACCCAAUGCCACCCAGGAAGAAUUGAAAAAGGCUUACAGGAAAUUGGCUUUGAAGUACCACCCUGACAAGAAUCCAAAUGAAGGAGAGAAGUUUAAACAGAUUUCUCAAGCUUAUGAAGUGCUCUCUGAUGCAAAGAAAAGGGAAUUAUAUGACAAAGGAGGAGAACAGGCAAUUAAAGAAGGUGGAGCAGGUGGUGGUUUUGGCUCCCCCAUGGACAUCUUUGAUAUGUUUUUUGGAGGAGGAGGAAGGAUGCAAAGAGAAAGGAGAGGUAAAAAUGUUGUGCAUCAGCUCUCUGUAACCUUAGAAGAUUUAUAUAAUGGUGCAACAAGAAAACUAGUUCUGCAAAAGAAUGUGAUUUGCGACAAAUGUGAAGGCCGAGGUGGAAAGAAAGGAGCAGUAGAGUGUUGUCCCAAUUGCCGAGGUACUGGAUUGCAAUUAAGAAUUCAUCAGAUAGGACCUGGAAUGGUUCAGCAAAUUCAGUCUGUGUGCAUGGAGUGCCAGGGCCAUGGGGAAAGGAUCAGUCCUAAAGAUAGAUGUAAAAGCUGCAAUGGAAGGAAGAUAGUUCGAGAAAAGAAGAUUCUAGAAGUUCAUAUUGACAAAGGCAUGAAAGAUGGCCAGAAGAUAACAUUCCAUGGUGAAGGAGACCAAGAACCUGGACUGGAACCAGGAGAUAUUAUCAUUGUUUUAGAUCAGAAGGACCAUGCUGUUUUUACUCGGCGAGGAGAGGAUCUUUUCAUGUGUAUGGACAUACAGCUGGUUGAAGCACUGUGCGGCUUCCAAAAGCCAAUAUCUACUCUUGACAACAGAACCAUUGUCAUCACCUCUCACCCAGGUCAGAUUGUCAAGCAUGGAGAUAUCAAGUGUGUGCUGAAUGAAGGCAUGCCAAUUUAUCGUAGACCAUAUGAAAAAGGACGCCUAAUCAUUGAAUUUAAGGUAAACUUCCCUGAGAAUGGCUUUCUCUCUCCUGAUAAACUCUCUUUGCUGGAAAAACUCCUACCUGAGAGGAAAGAAGUAGAAGAGACUGAUGAAAUGGACCAGGUAGAACUGGUGGACUUUGAUCCAAAUCAGGAAAGACGGCGCCAUUUCAAUGGAGAAGCAUAUGAGGAUGAUGAACAUCACCCUAGGGGAGGUGUUCAGUGUCAAACCUCUUAAUGGGGCCAGUGAACAACACUGCUGGCAUUCUAUGUGCAGUAGUGAACAAGUGAAGGACUAUAAUCAUAGCUCACUACUUGCUAUUGUUUUUGUUUUAAUAUUCAAUAUAGUAGUGUUUUAAAAGUUAAAUGAAGAAUAAAAUAUAUAAAAGCUCUGACUUUGCCCUGUAUGUAUGAUGACUUCAGUGUGCAAGAUAAGUUUAAUACUUGUAAAAACUACUUUUAAAAAAAUCUCCCCUAGCAUUUCUUAGACCCUACCUUGUAAUUGAUUUCAGCUCUAUGUACAUGAAAUAGUUUAGACUGAAAUGCUAGGUAUAUGUAUUGACUUCAGUGUAUGACCCUUAAUUGUUAAGCUAUGAAGUUAAAACUUGUGUUUAAUUGGGAAUCAGAAAAAUAACUUAAAUUCGUAGAGAGGUGUUGGUCUGUAGUUCUGUUAGGUGGGAUUCAUUGUGAUGCUUCUGCAUUUAUUCUCUUGCCUCAGCUGUUAGUUGAAGAUGGCAUGCUGUAUAAUUUGGCCUGUGGUAUCCGUGAUGGAAAGGAUACUUUUCUAAAGAAGGGGUUUAUCUGCUGUUUGAGGGCUUGCACUUGGAGAAUUGCAUUCCCUUCUGCUGUGCCAUCUUUUUUUUAAACAUAUAUAUAUAUAUCAGUCCUGGUUACCCUUUUUUUCCUUCUCUUUGGACCAUGAUAAACUUCAGAGUAGUGACUUUGGGAGCAGGGUAACUUAGAGUAAAGAGACAUUUACACAGAGAAGCGAAUUUGCAUGUAUGAGCUAGGAAGGUGUUUUGUAGGUAUGCUACAGGCUUACUUAAACCAUUUAACUUAACGCUCUGAAGUAACUGUAAUUUGAUGUUGGUAGUAUAGCAGAUUAUGAAUAGCUUUAAUUGUAUGUUUAAAACUCAUGUUCACAAGCUUAAAUCUGGAUAUCAGAAUUAAGCAAUUCUUGAAAUGUAUGAAUGUCUCCUUAAUAUACUGAUUACAAAGCA